Molecule: messenger RNA, 942 nt
Organism: Hibiscus syriacus
Lineage: Eukaryota; Viridiplantae; Streptophyta; Magnoliopsida; Malvales; Malvaceae
Product: probable aquaporin NIP5-1
Exons: 4
Coding region: 16-912 (298 amino acids)
Biological process (GO): transmembrane transport
Cellular component (GO): membrane
Molecular function (GO): channel activity
Source: RefSeq, a predicted model, not a curated record
UUUAGUGAAGAAAAUAUGCCGGACGAAGAUAUCACAACCCCGAAUGCAUCGGCCCCGGCGACGCCGGGAACGCCAGGUGGACCGCUGUUCACGGCGAUGAGGGUGGACUCAUUGUCUUAUGAUCGGAAGUCAAUGCCUCGAUGCAAAUGCUUUCCUGUGACCGCCCCGACGUGGGGACAGCCUCACACAUGCUUCACCGACUUCUCUGUGCCCGACAUCUCCCUUACCCGAAAGCUGGGGGCAGAAUUUGUGGGAACCUUUAUCCUGAUAUUUGCGGCAACAGCGGGACCUAUAGUGAACCAGAAAUAUGGGGGAGCCGAGUCACUGAUCGGAAAUGCCGCAUGCGCGGGGCUGGCCGUGAUGAUAAUAAUUUUUUCAACGGGACACAUCUCCGGGGCACAUCUGAACCCUUCCCUCACCAUUGCAUUCGCCGCCUGUCGUCAUUUCCCCUGGACUCAGGUUCCGGCCUACAUAGCGGCUCAGGUUUCUGCCUCCAUUUGCGCUUCCUUCGCUCUCAAGGGAGUCUUUCAUCCCUUCAUGUCUGGUGGCGUCACCGUCCCCACCGUCAACUACGGACAGGCUUUCGCACUCGAGUUCCUCAUUACUUUUAAUCUCCUCUUUGUCGUCACCGCUGUUGCCACUGACACUCGCGCCGUGGGAGAGCUGGCAGGAAUAGCAGUUGGGGCAACAGUAAUGCUCAACAUCCUCGUCGCCGGGCCAAGUAGCGGGGGUUCAAUGAAUCCAGUGAGGACAUUGGGGCCAGCAGUGGCAGCCGGAAACUACAAGGCAUUGUGGAUUUACUUGAUAGCACCCACACUGGGAGCCGUGAUCGGUUCCGCCACUUACACCUUGGUGAAGCUCCGAGAGGAUGAGGUUGAAGCACCGAGCCAGGUCAGGAGUUUCCGACGCUAGCCAAUCAUUCAUAUUAUCCUUGUGAAAUAA